Molecule: messenger RNA, 3327 nt
Organism: Lodderomyces parapsilosis
Lineage: Eukaryota; Fungi; Ascomycota; Pichiomycetes; Serinales; Debaryomycetaceae
Gene: CDC15
Product: serine/threonine protein kinase
Exons: 1
Coding region: 1-3327 (1108 amino acids)
Biological process (GO): protein phosphorylation
Molecular function (GO): protein kinase activity; ATP binding
Source: RefSeq, a predicted model, not a curated record
AUGCAGGGACCAACUAAUCAACUUUCCAAUCUAGAGAAUAUUGGUAAUUUGGAAAUUCAGCUACUGAACCAUACAGCUUCCACCGAUCAAGCUAAAUCUGACACAAUUAGCAAGAAAGCCACGUUGACAAAGUAUCAGGAGAACUUUGACAAUGUGAAUGAUUUAGAAGGAUUUGAGUUUUAUGAUGAGUUAUCGUUCUCAAAGUUUUCAAGCACCAAUGCACUUGCCAAAUCGUUACCGAUCCUAGUACGUGAAGGAAAUGGUGAUGAAUCGCCAUUUAUGAAGAGACUACAAGAGAAGUCUGGGUCAACCUUUAAAACUGAUCAUGCUAGUGCGUUUCGGUCUUCUCCAGUACUGGAUCGCCAUGGUUCCACGAAGCACCAAACUAGCAAGUUUCAAUCGUCACAUCUACUACAAGAAAUACCAGAAACUAAACUUAACAAUUUCAAUGAAUUCAGUCCGGCAAAGUCAAUUGGUGAUGUUAACUCAACGCCGAAACACAAAAGAAGCACUUCAGUGAAGAUAUCGUUGACUCCAGCACAAAAAACGCGGCCAAAGGAUAAUGUACACACACUGACAGCACUCGAUAAUUUUGAAUUUGGUACGUUAAUCGGUAACGGGGCAUUUGCAAGUGUUUACAAAGCAAAGAACUUGGCAACGGGGCGUAUUGUUGCAAUUAAACAAAUACGGCUCGAACAGGACCAAAAUGUUGGUGUUUUGAUGGGAGAGAUUGGUCUUUUGAAAAUAUUGAAGCAUGCAAACAUUGUCAAAUACCAUGGGUUUGUUAAAACGUCAACCACCUUGAAUGUUAUACUUGAAUAUUGUGGAGGAGGCUCGUUACGACAGUUGUACAAAAAACGCAAAAGUGGCCUUCCUGAGGUUGAAAUUGUCAAAUACGUGAAAGAAAUUUUAGCUGGUCUAAAUUACUUGCAUGAACAAGGUGUGGUGCAUAGGGAUGUUAAAGCUGCCAACGUCCUUUUGACUGAUAACGGUGAAGUCAAAUUGGCUGAUUUUGGGGUUGCUUCUAAGGUGAACUCGCAACAUUAUACUGUGGUAGGAACGCCAAAUUGGAUGGCACCAGAAACUGUUCUUGGGGGUGAAGGUCUUUGUACUGCAAGCGAUGUAUGGUCACUCGGUGCGACAAUAAUUGAACUAUUCACAACCAAUCCACCUUAUCACGAGUUGAAUGCAAUGGCCACUCUUCAUGCUAUUGGUACUGACGACCAUCCACCGUUGCCAAAAAACAUAUUAUCCUUGGCACGUGAUUUCCUUUUGGAGUGUUUUCAAAAACAACCAAAUUUAAGAAUAAGUGCAAGCUUGUUGCUUAAACACAGAUGGUUGCACCAGCUGUUGGGUAAUCUGAAUCACGAGAAGAAGAGAAAUUCACUUUUGCUAGCACCGGAUGAGCCAGUUGCAUCGAACUAUUCAAAUCAUGAAUCUACCAAUAAUGUUGACACUGCGAUGCAACCCAAGUUUUCCAGGACUCAAUUAAUUCAAAAGACUAAGCUUUCCAAAAAUGAUCUUUUGAAUAAAUUUCAUGAAGACGAAGAUCGGGAACUGUUUUCGUCAUCAAUAUUUGCAAAGGGUAGUUCACUCCCCAUCUUAAAUAAAGAUACAGAGAAUAAGGAAGAGCAGGAUCCGUUCUUGGAUAUUGAAGUGGAUAAUUUUGACACCAAUGAGAUUGAAAUUCAAACAAAAAUGGAGUACUUGAUGACAAAGUUGUCCCACAAUUUGGAGCAAUUACAUUCUGGUAAUGUGGAUAAUGUCGAGAAAUUAAUCAAAGUGACUGGCAGAAUGCUACACUUAGUCAAAAAGUAUCCAUUUCUGCACGACACCUUUAUUCGAGAUCAUGGUGUGCUUUCGCUCAUGGAGUUGUUGGAGUCUCAUCAAGAUAUACCGAAACAAAACCAGCUAUGGUACUAUACUUUGUCUGUGUUGAACUAUGUGUUUGAGUCAAACGUGGGGCAAUUGGAGAAUUUUUGCUUUCUUGGAGGAAUACCUACAAUAGCGCAUUUUAGAAGCUCGGCUUACGACAAGCGAGUAAGGAUUGAAGUCGCUAGAUUUAUCAACAGGUUGAACGUUUCAAACAAUGCUUUGUCGAUGUUUGUUUCAUGUGGUGGACUUAGAUUGGUUGCCAAGUUUGUUGAAGAGGAUUUUGACACUACCCCCAUAUUCCCUUUGGUUGCUAUUGAUACAAUUCACAAUAUUUUGAUUAGAGAUGUUAGCAAAUCGAAGUCUGAUAUAUGUCGAAUUUUGACCAAACAUGGUGUCCUAUUUUGGUUUGUCGUGUUGUUGAAUAUGAUCUUGAAAAGGUGUCAUCAUUCGAGUUACAGCGUUGCGCAACAAGACGAAUUGGAGCUGGCUGCUGGUAAAAUUGUUGAUGUUCUUCGAUUUUUCAGUCAAGCAGAGACAAAAGUCAGAGUGGCUGUUGCUAAUGUCGAUAUAUUCAAACUUUUGGUCAAGCUAUACGACAAUUUGACUUUUACUCAGCAGAUUGUUGUCUUGGGGUUCUUUAGGUCGAUGUCGUGUAUUGGAGAUGUUUUGAAAUACCUCUACAAAGCUGACAUUUUGGAGUUUUUGGCUAGUUUGUUGGAAAAAUAUGUGCCAUCGAAGUCCAACUAUAAGGAAGUGAUCAACAAUCUUGCGCCACUUAUUUACAAUUGCCUUUCCCUAAAUCAUGCAAAGGAAGUUGAGUUUGUCAAAUUGGGAGCACUUCCGCAUUUGAGGUCUCUAUCUUUGGUCAAACUACCUUUUCGGCAAUUUAUAUUGCCCAUUAUGUGUGAGUUGGUCUAUUGCGGCAAGUCUAUCAGGGCAAAGUUGAGAUCGUGCGAUAUCCUUGGAUUGUAUUUUAACUUGCUACUUGAUCCAUAUUGGCAAUCGAAUGCAUUGGAAUCACUAUAUGCUUGGUAUCAAAUGAGCCCAAGACACGUUAAACUUGACGGGCCCCAAGCAAAUAGCUGUUUAGCUGCUGGAUUUCUUUUACCCAACGUUGCUAGUUUAGAAUCAGUUCUUGAUGUUUACUUGAAAUUAAUGACCAUGGACGCUACGUUGGUUAGAACUAUGCUGGAGGUGAAUAUAGUUGAAAACAUUGUGGUGAAAUUGAAAUAUCAUCAUCAACAUCCGGUGAUACAGGUGCUGUUAUUGAAGAUCUUGAAGCAUAUACUAAUGAAUGUGGUGAUUGCAGGAUUCAAUCGUCCAAACGAGAAGGAAAAAGAGGUGAUAGGACAAGUUGUCGAAUUAUUGCAAGGUUUACCUUUACGUCAAACCUCGCUUUUGGUGGGUGAAAUCUCCACUGAGAUUUUGCAUUUGCUUCAACGCGGAAAUUAA